Messenger RNA from Girardinichthys multiradiatus, 1008 nucleotides. It is a transcript of the gene nppc, whose product is annotated as natriuretic peptide C. Gene Ontology annotation, molecular function: hormone activity; hormone receptor binding. NCBI's taxonomy places the organism in Eukaryota, Metazoa, Chordata, Actinopteri, Cyprinodontiformes, Goodeidae. The transcript has 3 exons. Bases 90 to 455 code for a protein of 121 amino acids. The record is from RefSeq and is a predicted model, not a curated record. Gene Ontology annotation, biological process: receptor guanylyl cyclase signaling pathway; cGMP biosynthetic process. Gene Ontology annotation, cellular component: extracellular region.
GUAAAGGACGCGCUUAAACCUGUUCAGUGGCUAACUGACUGACUGAAUCGAAGAAGAAUAGAAGAGGACUCGCUAAAAGACUUGACAAAAUGAACUUGUCAUACUGGCUUGCGUGUGGACUUUUGGUCAGCCUGCUUUCAGAAAAGAUGGGAGCAAAACCUUUAACUCAAGCGCAACAGAAGUCCUUCCGAAGUUUACUGGGUGAGGAGCUGGCGGAAAUACUGGAGUCGGAUGAGAGGGAGAGGCGGAUAGACGCCGUGCGCUCUCGGAUGAGAUUACUGCGAGAUUUACGCAUGGACACCCGGGCCAGAGGGAUGUGGGCCCGUCUUCUCAACGACCAGCCUGCAACGAGGAGGCAUAAGUCGGGAAGCAAGAAGGCAGGCUCCACGUCGCGGAGUGGUUGCUUCGGGCACAAGAUGGACAGGAUAGGGACCAUCAGCGGGAUGGGCUGCUAGGGCUUGGAGCUGCGCGGAGCCGGUCUUUGGACGAUGGGUUUUGGACAACAGUGUGUUGCCACCUGAGGAAAUAAUUAUCAACUGAUAAGAUUUUCAGUACGAAGGUGUUCACAGCCACUGGUGGGCAAAGACUAAGAAGACAAUGCUGCAGAAGCAUCACCACUUUAUAUAUAUAAAUAUGAAUAUAUAAAUAGUAAAUAUGCAGGUAUAUAUUCAUGUAUGCCAUACCAAAUGGUCUACAGAAACAAAUAGAGAUGUGUACUAUGACGUUGUGGACAAUGGUGUAAAAACUACAAACUGCAAAAGCUGUAUAUUGUUGCUGCUGCUGUACAUUCAAGUACUUCAUCCUCUCCUGCGUAAAUGUAUUUAUGUUUAAAAUAUUUAUAUGUUUAUAAAAGAGAUAUUUAUAAAUCUGAGUGUUAUUUAUGUAACAUUUUGAAAAUGGAUGCAAUCUGCAGGUCGAUUUUGUUUUGUUUCCUUUUACUUUUGUUUUAUAUAGUUGUGAGUGUUUUAAGGAAAAACAAUAUAAAAAUGAACUUCCAUGUGCACAUGC